AUGGACGGAUUCUGCGACAUCAACGACAAUGCUUUAGAGCAUACUGGGUUGAAUAAAGCGAAAAGAGCAGGACCGCAAUAUCCGCAGCAACGAGAGGAACCCCACCAUUGGCACUAUAUCUCUGGUCAAGACAUACCUACUUCGAGUUAUCUCAUUUACCAUGCCAUCAACGUUUCCUUCUAUUUGCAAUACUCGCGCUCUCCGCAGCUAGAACGAGUCUUCUGGAAUAUGGAUGUGGGCGAUUGA
Messenger RNA from Marasmius oreades (fairy-ring Marasmius), 246 nucleotides. RefSeq lists its product as uncharacterized. The transcript is spliced from 3 exons. The coding region runs from base 1 to 246 and encodes 81 amino acids. Lineage: Eukaryota; Fungi; Basidiomycota; Agaricomycetes; Agaricales; Marasmiaceae. The record is from RefSeq and is a predicted model, not a curated record.